GGCGGCCCCGCACCGCCCUCCUCGCCCCCCUGUGCACCCCCGGGCCCAUAUUAACGGCCGCUGAGAGGCGGAGGUUCCGCAGCGGGCGGUGGCGCCGGGCCAGCACGAUGCCACGUUCGUUCCUGGUGAAGAAGCACUUCUCGGCCAGCAAGAAGCCUAACUACAGCGAGCUAGAGAGCCAGACCGUGCUGGCUGCCCCGCUGCUGUAUGAGACGUGCACCCUGUCUGUCAUCCCCCCACCCGAAGUGCUGGGCCCCGGUGCCUACUACCCACCGCUGGUGUGGGAUGCGGGGCUGCUCUCCAGCCUCUUCCCAGCCGGCCUGGGCACCGAGGCAGAGGCACCAGGCGAUGCGGCACCAGCCCUGGACCUGACGACACUCUCCAGUGAGGAGGAUGAGGGCAAGAGCUCGGGGCCGCCCAGCCCGGCCUCGGCCCCUGCUGCUGCUGAGCGGUUCCGCUGUGCCCAGUGCGCCAAGGCCUACUCCACCUUCGCUGGGCUCUCCAAGCACAAGCAAUUGCACUGUGAUGCUCAGACCAGGAAAUCCUUCAGCUGCAAGUACUGCGAGAAGGAGUACGUGAGCCUGGGGGCUCUCAAGAUGCACAUCCGGAGCCAUACGCUGCCCUGUGUCUGCAAGAUGUGCGGCAAGGCCUUCUCCCGGCCCUGGUUACUGCAGGGCCACAUCCGCACACACACUGGUGAAAAGCCCUUUUCCUGUACGCACUGCAACCGGGCCUUUGCUGACCGCUCUAAUCUGCGCGCCCACCUGCAGACCCAUUCAGAUGUAAAGAAGUACCAGUGCAAAACCUGCUCCCGGACUUUCUCCCGCAUGUCGCUGCUGCACAAGCACGAAGAGACGGGCUGCUCAGGGGCACACUGAGGACCAGCACUCCCUUUCCAUGCAAAUACAUGUAUUGUACCUAGUGUUUGUAGGAGUUAGUUUCCUCCGUGCUGCCGUUGCCACACAUCUUGGACCGUACACAGCCACAAGACAUGCAUGCUCCUCAUCCUGUGCUCCUGUGCAACCUCAAGGCCCGAUCCUGCUCCCAUUCGGACAUCUUUGGGUGCAGGGUGGACUCCCAUGGGUGACACCAUGAGGCCUGGAGCACAGCAGCACCUCGCAGGUGGCACUGCACCCUGGCAUGUCACCAGUGUUGGGCAUUGCAACUGCGUAGCUCUGGGGGUUGCUUUUAUUUUUUUCUUUUUUUCUCUUUUUUUACCACAACCACUUGGUAAUUUCUAAGAACUCAUAUUUUCUUUAAUGAAGGACAAAGUGUUAACACAACCUCUUUCCCUCUGCCUCGAUUGUAUAUAAGCUGCCAGUAGAAGAUGUAACUAUGCAAUAAUACAGUAUCACAUUAGUUGUGAAGCAGCUGCUUCUCCCCAGCACAAUGACAAUUUGCAAUGCCUACAAGAUUAACGGUGUCCAUAAAAGGCAUUGGUAGCUAUUUCAAACAAGAAUCCUGUUUACAGAGCAGCUAUGCACUCAAGCACCUGUUAAUAUGACUCUUAACAACUGCUUUUCAAAGAGGACUGUGACUAAUAGCCGGCACUUGUCAGCUGAUACAAUGGUGGCCUGUCCAAAGGCUGCCCACCGACAGGUGUGUGCCAGAAGUGCUAUUUAUGGUUAUUGACAGGUGCCUCCUGAAUGCGUCUCUUUGGACAU
Messenger RNA from Numida meleagris (helmeted guineafowl), 1664 nucleotides. RefSeq names its product snail family transcriptional repressor 1 (gene SNAI1). Lineage: Eukaryota; Metazoa; Chordata; Aves; Galliformes; Numididae. The record is from RefSeq and is a predicted model, not a curated record. The transcript is spliced from 3 exons. The coding region runs from base 108 to 878 and encodes 256 amino acids. Gene Ontology annotation, molecular function: RNA polymerase II cis-regulatory region sequence-specific DNA binding; DNA-binding transcription factor activity, RNA polymerase II-specific. Gene Ontology annotation, biological process: regulation of DNA-templated transcription.